AUGGAAAACGCAUUCAUAAAAUUUACGGCUUCACUGCAUACCAUCUUGAUGCGUUUAAACUACAAACUGAAUGUAGUUGAUUACCGAGUUAAGCCGAUUACACGGAUACAUUUAUUUUGUUUUUUUAUGCAUGUGGCAAAGUGGUGGGCAUUGGUUAAAUGGAUCGGUGGAAAUGAUAACAAAAAAAUGACUGCAGAAAUUGAUGUACGUCACAUAAAAGAUUUCAAUUUGGAUAGCUAUUUUGAAGAGAAUCAUGAUCCACAGACAGUAUAUGUCGUUGAAUGGCAUGAUACUAUUAAAAUGCCACUUGGUGGCUGGAACUUCUACAAAGCCAUGGUGGGUGAUGUAUCUAAAUCGAUUAAAACUUUACAAAAAAAGUUGGAUGCUCUUGAGGGAAUCAAAUCUCCUGGUCCAUUUAUAAAACGAGUUGAAGUAUUGGAACAAAUUUCUGAUAAAGAUGACGUUGAGGAAAUAAAGGAGCUUGAAAAUCCAAAAAAAAAGUUACGGUUUUCAGACAAAAAUCAGGGUGAUGUCUUAAAUGAAGAAGAAGUUGAAGUAUUAGAGACCCCAUCUGAAGCUAAACGCCCUGAAAAUAAUACAAGCUCCCAUGUACCAACAUCAAAAUCAAAAUUUGAGGAAGGACAUUCAAGUAAAGAUGAUUUGAAAAAAAAGGAAUCAAGUAAAAAAAAAAUCCUAAAACAUCAGUGUCAUCCAGUUGUAAAGACACUAAAAAAAAAAAAGUAA
Molecule: messenger RNA, 744 nt
Organism: Cotesia congregata
Lineage: Eukaryota; Metazoa; Arthropoda; Insecta; Hymenoptera; Braconidae
Source: the annotation of a GenBank genome assembly